Metarhizium album ARSEF 1941 is the source of this 1263-nucleotide messenger RNA. Its product is annotated as cation diffusion facilitator 1. The record is from RefSeq and is a predicted model, not a curated record. Gene Ontology annotation, biological process: monoatomic cation transport; transmembrane transport. Gene Ontology annotation, molecular function: monoatomic cation transmembrane transporter activity. Gene Ontology annotation, cellular component: membrane. NCBI's taxonomy places the organism in Eukaryota, Fungi, Ascomycota, Sordariomycetes, Hypocreales, Clavicipitaceae. The coding region runs from base 1 to 1263 and encodes 420 amino acids. The transcript is spliced from 6 exons.
AUGCCCGAUUCGAUGUCGGCAGCUAAUAACGCCCAUACGCUUGGCCAAGUUCACCAUGGCCCCAAACCUAGCAACGAGCCCGCCGCCAAUCGUCCCAGUUGGGGCGCUGAGGAGCCCGUCCCGGUUCUGAUUGCUUCGGAAACCUUGACAUCGGCUAGGCUCGACGACGUGGACAAGGAGGUGACUUCGCGCUACGCCAGACGCAACAGGAAGAGAGUGAAGAGCUUUUAUGCCAGUCAAAAUGAACUGAUAGACCAGUACCUCGGGGUUGGGGAUGAAGAACAACUCGCUGCCGAGGAGGAAGCCCGCGUCAGGCCCAAGAUCAAGUUUGCCGUCUACGCCUCGUUUACCGUUAAUCUUUGUCUCUUCAUCAUCCAAAUGUACGCGGCCACAUCGACGGGCUCGCUUUCUCUCUUUGCCACGGCGGCGGAUGCCUUCAUGGACCUCGUAUCGUCCUGCGUGAUGCUCGUCACGUCAAAGCUUGCGAGACGGCCGAGCAUUUACAAGUAUCCUGUUGGCCGAACCAGAAUCGAGCCAAUUGGCAUCAUUGUCUUCUGCGCUCUCAUGGCCACCGUCGCCAUUCAACUACUGAUUGAAUCAGCUAGAAGCCUCGCCGCCGGCCACCGCGACGCCCACCCUUUACAGGUUGUGCCGCUGUCUCUUGUCGGCGUUGCAAUCUUUAUGAAGAGUUCCAUGAUGGUGUACUGUUUCUUCUACAGGCGUUUCCCAUCCGUCCAUGUCUUCUUCGUCGACCACCGCAACGAUAUUGUCGUCAACGUCUUUGGCCUCGUCAUGUCCAUCGUCGGCGACAAGUUCGUGUGGUACCUCGACCCGAUAGGUGCCAUCUGCAUAGCCAUCUUGAUCCUGUUCUCGUGGGCAGCCAACGCCUUUGAGCAAGUCUGGCUCCUCGCCGGCAAGAGCGCACCCAAGGCAUACGUGUCAAAGCUGAUAUACGUGACGCUGACGCACAGCGCUCACAUUCUCAAAGUCGACACGUGCCGAGCCUAUCAUUCGGGCCACAAAUACUACGUCGAAGUUGACAUCAUCAUGGGCGCCGACGUGCCGCUCCGGCUAUCCCACGAUGUUAGCCAGUCCCUGCAGCGGAAGCUCGAGGGGCUGGCUGAUGUCGAAAGAGCCUUUGUCCACGUCGACUAUGAGCAUGACCACAGCGUCCACGAGGAACACAAGCCUCUGUAUGAAGAGGCGCAGUUGAAGACCCUGAGGGACUACUUUGGCUCGUUUGUACGGAAGAUGAAGGGAUAA